AUGCGUCUCCUCCUCACCACCAUCCUCGCCCUCACCACCACCACCCUCUCCCAAUCCAUCGAACCCCCAGAGGGCUGCCCUCUGCCCCGAUGGACCAUUAACAACUUCCAAUGGCACAACGGCUCCAAGAGCCUGGACUGCAUCCACAACGAAGCCGACCGCUCCGCCAAGGGCUGCCUCUGCAACGGCGGCUGGUGCGAACCGGACCCGGACAUCUGCAACGGCACCAUGGUUCCUCUCUGCUACACGGGAAUGCCCAACUACGAGCCCUGGGGCUACGGACCCCCUCAGACGCUGGACAUCGAUUUCGCCGACGGCCUGCACUGCCACGACGAGUACAUCGGCUACCGCAUCCACGAUAUCGGCAACGGUGCCAGUAACUGCGGCUACGCGGACCGGAGCCUGGGCCGUGUGGUCUCGUUCUACGGAACCUCGAAUAAGGAGGCCAGUGUUGGCCAUCUGGAUUACCAGCUGGGUCGCGGACAUGCGCUCGAGUGUCAGGAUGGUCGCAAGAUCACGUAUUCGGGACGUACGGAUUUCGAGCUGAAUUGUGUGCAUGAUUCGUUCUUCAAUGCGACUUGCACGGCGGAGCCGUUCCAGGUUCCCGUGCUGUCGUUUGAGUGGGUGGAGUAA
Messenger RNA from Aspergillus melleus, 633 nucleotides. RefSeq lists its product as uncharacterized. Bases 1 to 633 code for a protein of 210 amino acids. The transcript has a single exon. The record is from RefSeq and is a predicted model, not a curated record. Lineage: Eukaryota; Fungi; Ascomycota; Eurotiomycetes; Eurotiales; Aspergillaceae.